Messenger RNA from Bicyclus anynana (squinting bush brown), 3805 nucleotides. RefSeq names its product zinc finger protein OZF-like. The transcript is spliced from 12 exons. Gene Ontology annotation, molecular function: DNA-binding transcription factor activity; RNA polymerase II cis-regulatory region sequence-specific DNA binding. Lineage: Eukaryota; Metazoa; Arthropoda; Insecta; Lepidoptera; Nymphalidae. Bases 246 to 2033 code for a protein of 595 amino acids. Gene Ontology annotation, biological process: regulation of transcription by RNA polymerase II. The record is from RefSeq and is a predicted model, not a curated record.
AUUUUGUAUUUGUGGCGAGUGGUGAGCGCAAGCGAAGUGAUUUUUGAUUAAUAUUGUUUUGUUUAUUAAUAUUUUAUUUUCUUUCUUGUUCGUUUCAUGCUUAACCCACUGAACUACUGAAACUGAAGGAAAAGAAAAUAGUCAAGGAUUUUAAUACAUAAUUAUUAUGUGACGCUAUUACAUUUGUGUUGUGGAAAUUGUGCUAGAAAUAAGAAAACAAACAGACGUGGUGUUAAAUAUCAGCUAUGGGAACAACAGAAGCAACACACUAUUGUAUGGGAUGUUUAUCUCAUAGAGACGAUAAACACACUGAGCCCUAUAAUAUUCAAAGCGAGGCUUUGAAAGCAGUACUUCAGGUAAAUGAAGUGAUGUUAUGUUAUAUUUGUACAAAAUUCAUACUCAAGAGUGAACAGUUCGUACAGAAUGUGCAAAGAAAUCAGAAAUAUUUAGAAAAUUCCCAAAACCUUGCAGAUUCAACACUUGAGACAAGUACUCAUAAACACCAGUUGGUCAGUCUAUCCGUUGUAUCAUUGUAUUCAAUUAAUCUGACCGGUGACAGCAAUGACUUGGAGAUGCCCAUUGUUACUGUAUUAAGUUCACAAACCAACGAGGUUACAGUCAAAUUAGAACCCAAAGAGGAAUUGUCUUUGGAAUAUUCGGAUCAAGAAUUCAUAGAUGAUCAUGAUUUACAAGAAUCCUCUAUUAAAGAGGAAGAAUGUUUAUUGAACAAUUUUAAAGAAGAAAACGGACAAACUCUGGACAAUAUCAGCUUAAGACAACUCAAGAAAGCAUUAAAGGCGGGGAAAAUUAAAAAUAAAAUCAAAUCACCAAAAAAAGAAAAUCAACAAGACAAAGAAAAAAAGGAAAAACUCAAGAAACAGCAAAAACUUAAAGACCGACGGGAUCUACAAAACUUAAACAUACAAAAGUUAAACAUAACGUUGGAACAAUGUAUGAAAGAUAGAACAAAAAUGCGAGAGGACCCCAAAUAUAAGAACUUGUAUUACAAAUGCAUGGAUUGUAUUAAAGGGUUUAGUUUUAAAGAAUCUUAUGAGAAACAUAUGGAGGUGCACAGCAAGGUAAGAGGGGAAUUUGAGUGUGACAUAUGCAAGCGGAGAACUGAUACUUUACAUAAACUGUUGGAGCAUAAGAAAUACCAUCAUAUCCGCUACCGGUGCGGCGAGUGUGGGCUGACCCGUAUCAACCGGUUCACUAUCAAAGACCACUACACCGCCGCCCACCUGAGCGAUGUCUGCCAGUACAAGUGUUCACACUGCAGCAAAGUGUUCAAUCGACAAGUAUCCCUGAGAAAGCACAUAGCAUAUGUACAUAGGAGCAAGAAUAGGAUAGAGUGCAAAUAUUGUUCGAAGACAUUCGCCAAUAAGGAAAGUGUAAAGGGACAUGUUAUGCUAAAACAUCCAACAACGGAAUCGUCUGGUCAAACGUUCACCCACCACGUAUGCAAAGACUGCGGUGGCGGUUUCAAAACUCUUUCUCAACUCAAGAAUCACAUGACCAAGCAUUCUGACCAAAGGGACUUCUACUGCGUGGAGUGCGAUAAAGCUUUCAAAACGAGCUACGCGUUAAAACAACAUCUCAAAAUUGCCGCGCCACACGUCAACUACAUGGAAUUCAAACUACAAUGCGAACACUGUGAGAAGCGGUUCGCGGUCAAGCGUGAGUUGGAACAACAUUUGAACAGGGUCCAUCUCAACCGAAAGCCCUACCAGUGCGACAAAUGCGACAAGGCGUACCUCUCUCUGUGGUCGCUGACGGAACACAAGAAAUUCGCGCACGACGGCCACAAGCGACCCUUGAAGUACCCCUGCCCCCAGUGUGACAAGGUGUUCGCACAAAACUCCACACUCAAGUCACACCUACGCACACACACCGGCGAGCGACCGUAUAUGUGUGCGGAGUGUCCCGCUGCCUUCACACAGGGAAGCAGCCUACGCACGCACGUCAAGUUGGUGCAUCUGCGUCUAACAAGAGAUGGACUGCCCAAGAGACACGCCGCCACCGCCAGCUCCUAGACUAUAGUGUUGCCAAUUUGUGGAGAUUUCCCCAAAUUGUGGGGAACUUAAACUCAAUUUUGUGGAAUAUAUGGUGGAUGCAAUAAUUUAAAGAUCAAAACAUGAAACACAUUGUAGCAAAUAAAUGAUGAUUUGAUUUGGAAAAAAUAAAAGGAAAAUAAAUAAAUAAAAAUAAAAAAUGGAAUCGAAUUCUGUUUGAAUUUAAUAACCUUAGUUUCACACCACUCGUCCAGUUGAGUCGAUAUGAAAACGUCGAAAUGUGUAAACUUGAUGUGCGGCUGGGUGUUAGGUAUAUUUUUGCGCACGUCAAGUUGGUGCAUCUGCGUCUAACGCGAGAUGGACUGCCCAAGAGACACGUCGCCACCGCCAGCUCCUAGACUACAGUGUUGCUAUAUUGUGGAGAUUUCCCCAAAUUGUGGAAAAACUAAACUCAAUUUUGUGCUAUAUUUGGUGGAUGAUGAAUACCAUGAGUGUCUAGGUGAUGAAAUAAUUUAAAGAUCAAAACAUGUACCACAUUCUAGCAAAAACAAUUGAUGGACUGACCAAGAGACACGCCGCCACCGUCAGCUCCUAGACUACAGUGUUGCCAAUUUGUGGAGAUUCCCCCAAAUUGUGGGAAAUUUGAACUUAAUUUUGUGCAAUGUAUGGUGGAUCAUGAAUACCAUGAGUAUCUAGGUGAUGCAACCACACAUACCACCCCACAUUCUAGCAAAUAAAUGAUGAUUUCAUUUGAUACUCCAUUUGUGGGGGUUGAGAGCUCCACACUCAAGUCACACCUACGCACACACACCAGCGAGCGACCGUAAUGUGUGCGGAGUGUCCCGCUGCCUUCACACAGGGAAGCAGCCUGCACACGCACGUCAAGUUGGUGCAACUGCCCAAGAGACACGCCGCCACCGCCAGCUCCUAGACUAUAGUGUUGCCAAAUUGUGGAGAUUUCCCCAAAUUGUGGAGAAAUUAAACUCAAUUUUGUGGAAUAUAUGGUGGAUGCAAUAAUUUAAAGAUCAAAACAUGAAACACAUUCUAGCAAAAACAAUUGAUGGACUGCCCAAGAGACACGCCGCCACCGCCAGCUCCUAGACUACAGUGUUGCCAAUUUGUGGAGUUUUCCCCAAAUUGUAGGGAAAUUAAACUCAAUUUUGUGGAAUAUAUGGUGGAUGCAAUAAUUUAAAGAUCAAAACAUGAAACACAUUCUAGCAAAUAAAUGAUGAUUUGAUUUGAAAAAAAAUAAAAGAAAAAUAAAUAAAAAAUGGAAUCGAAUUCUGUUUGAAUUUAAUAACCUUAGUUUCACACCACUCGUCCAGUUGAGUCGAUAUGAAAACGUCGAAACGAUGAAACGCGGCGCGGCUGGGUGUUAGGUAUAUUUUCGCGCACGUCAAGUUGGUGCAUCUGCGUCUAACGCGAGAUGGACUGCCCAAGAGACACGUCGCCACCGCCAGCUCCUAGACUACAGUGUUGCUAAUUUGUGGAAAUUUCCUCAAAUUGUGAAAAAACUAAUCUAAAUUUUGUGCAAUUUUGUGCUAUAUUUGGUGGAUGAUGAAUACCAUGAGUGUCUAGGUGAUGAAAUAAUUUAAAGUUCAAAACAUGUACCACAUUCUAGCAAAAACAAUUGAUGGACUGACCAAGAGACACGCCGCCACCGUCAGCUCCUAGACUACAGUGUUGCCAAAUUGUGGGGAAAUUAAACUCAAUUUUGUGCUAUAUUUGGUGGAUGAUGAAUACCAUGAGUGUCUAGGUGAUGCAAUAAUUUAAGGAUCAAAACAUGUGCCACA